This is a messenger RNA of Erigeron canadensis, 3846 nucleotides long. Its product is annotated as sister chromatid cohesion protein pds5. Gene Ontology annotation, biological process: DNA repair; mitotic sister chromatid cohesion. Bases 30 to 3557 code for a protein of 1175 amino acids. Gene Ontology annotation, cellular component: chromatin; nucleus. Lineage: Eukaryota; Viridiplantae; Streptophyta; Magnoliopsida; Asterales; Asteraceae. The record is from RefSeq and is a predicted model, not a curated record. The transcript has 25 exons.
UCUCUCAACUUGCUGCGGCGGCGGGGAUAAUGGCGGACGCCGACGGAAAGGCGGCAAAGGAACUUAUUCGCGACGUCGGAAAACAACUCGCUUCCAAACAAAAAUGCCCUAACAAAGACCUUCUCGUCAAACUGCUCCGACAAGCUGCAAAUGCGUUGCCUAAGUUAAAAACACAAUCAGAUUUGCUAAAGCCUGCUAUAAAGCCCUUGAGUGAUUCUAUACUGAAGCAUGGGUUGCUGCGUCAAAAGGACAAAGAUGUGUGUCUUUUGGUUGCCAUCUGUAUAUGUGAAAUACUCCGGAUCCUUGCCCCAAACCCUGGUUUUACUGAUGAAGAUUUCAAGGACAUAUUUCAACUCUUAUUGGGUAUGUUUGCGGAGCUUGGCGAUAUUAAAAGUCCAUAUUACUCUAGGAGGGUAGAGCUAUUGGAGACUAUUGCAAAGUUCAAUUUCUGUGUGCUUAUGCUGGAUACAGGAUGUGAAGUUUUAAUUUUGAAGAUGUUUAACGUAUUUUUCAGUGUCAUAAGGAAAGAACAUCCUUCAAAUGUAUUUGGUGCAAUGUCAUCAAUAAUGUCAGUUAUUAUCCAGGAGAAAUGUUCUCAAGGACUUCUAGAAGUCAUUCUGCGUAGUCUUUUAAAGGAGAGAAAGGAUGCAUCUCCUGCUGCUUGUCAGUUGGCUAUAUCUGUUAUCGAAGAUAGCAACCAGGCACUUCAACCAUUGGUUUGUCGUUUUCUCAACAGUUGUAUCUUGGACCAUGACAGUGUAAAUAGUGACCUCAAAGAAUCAUACCAUGCUAUUAUAUAUGAAGUCUUCCAGUGUGCUCCACAAAUGCUUAUUGCUGUUGUUCCCAACUUAACCCAGGAACUAUUGACUGAUCAGGUUGAUGUUCGAAUAACAGCUAUCAAGUUUGUCGGCAAACUUUUUUCAAUUCCUGGAUGUCAUGUUGCCCAAGAGUACCAUCAUCUAUUCAUAGAGUUUCUAAACAGAUUCUCUGACAAGUCUGCUGCUGUUAGACUUAAUGCUGUUUUAUGUGCUAAAUCCUUUUACUUGACCAAUACAUCAGGGGAGGAAUCCACUGCAGUUUUGUCUGCCCUCGAAGGCCGCCUUCUAGACUUUGAUGAUAAAGUGAGAACACAAGCGGUGGCAGUGGUGUGUGAUCUUGCAAAGUCUAGUCUCAGACCAGUACCACCUGAAUUGAUAGCUCAAGCUGCUAAAAGAUUACGUGAUAAGAAGGUAUCGGUUAGAAAGAAAGUCUUGAAAAUGUUACUAGAUGUAUAUCAUCAUUAUUGUUUUAGAUGUUCUGAAGGCAUCAUCAAAUUGAGUGAUGAAUUUGAACAAAUUCCUUGUGGUAUUCUGAUGCUUUGCUAUGACAAAGAUGUGGAUUUUGGGGUUCAGAACAUGGAGCAUGUGCUUGAAGAGGAUAUGUUUCCUGUUUCACUAUCAGUUGAGGAGAGGAUUAGGCACUGGCUUUUUAUAUUUUCACAUUCUGCAUCAGCUCAAAAGAAUGGAUUCUUCAGCUCUGCUCAUGAGAAGGCAUUGACUGCUGUUCUGUGUCAGAAAAACAGGUUGCAAAUUGAGAUGCAGAGGUACCUGGAUCUCCGUACAAAUGAAAAGAAUAUCUCUAAGAGAGGGGAAGAAAGCAUCAAUAGAAUGUUUGCAAAAAUGUCUACAUGCUUUCCUAUCUCAAUCAAAGCCGAUGAGAGCUUUCAUAAGUUGCAUCUAGUAAAAGAUGAUGACCUUUUUAAUAUCCUGAAGGAGAUUUUGUCUGAAGUGAAGUUUGAAAGUGCACAGAUAAUUCUAGAUAAUUUGGUAAAGAAGGCCAAGGACAUGGGUACAGAUUCUGAGUUUCUACAGUCACUUGGAACAAAAUGUUCAUUUAAUAUCUUUAGCUCUGAUCACGUGAGCUGUUUACUUGAUCUUCUCUCUGACGACAAUUUUGGGCAGCCAAGUUUAAAGGCAGCUUGUGUGACCCUCCUUAUGGUUAUUCUUAAUGUUAUCCCGGUACUUUUGAGAGGUUCCGAAGAGCAAUUAUGCAGGCUGUUGUUAGAAGAGAAAUCCGUACACUGUAAUGAGCUACUUCAAAUGUUAGUUAAAGCUGGACCACAUAUUUCUGUUGAUAUCAGUGUCAUGUAUCCUUUCUUAGAGCGGAUCUGCUUGAAUGGAACGCGUGCUCAAGCCAAGCUUGCAAUUUCUGCCAUCAGUGCAUUAAUAAUUACUUCCAAGGAGUUCACUUUCUCAUACCUGUGCAAGACACUUGUAGAUGCUCUUGAAAGUGGACAGAAUACCCCAGCAGUGUUGCAGUCUUUGGGCUGCAUGGCUCAGCAUUCUGUAUCUUCAUUUGAGUCCCAUGCUGAAGAGAUCACUCGGUAUAUUGUUGACAAUAUUUUUUCGGAAGAAGAGGAAGAAAUGCUAGAUUUAGUUUCAUCCAAUGAUUCAUCUGACUGCAGCACUACAUGCAAGUUGAAGAUAUUUGGGCUUAAAACGCUUGUCAAAAGCUUUUUGCCAUAUCAACGUAAAGGUGUCACUCGGGAUAUUGAUGAAGUGCUUGGCUUUAUAUCACAAAUGCUUCAAAGGGCUGAGGUUUCUGAAGGCACACUCUUCUGUGAAACUGACAAGGAUCGGCUUAGGCUAGCUGCAGGGACAUCUGUACUCCGGCUUUCUCAUAUAUGGGAUCCACAUAUUCCACCUGAUAUUUACUGCCAAACAGUCUUGAUGGCCAAGGACCGUUCUAUUUUGAUACGGAAAUCGUUCCUUAAAAAAACAUUCAAGCUUUUGAAGAAUAAUGUCCUACAUUGUAAAUAUCUAUGUGCUUUCGCAUUGGCUGCUUCAUCACAAAAAGAUGAGGCAUUAAAUUAUAUGGCAGAAAUUAUUAAGAGUCGUCAUAAAGAAGGUACAGUACCGUGGACUACAACCGUAAAGCGGGAUGCGACUGAUGAUCCCGUGUGUGCGGUGAUAUUUUUAAUCCAUAUCCUUGCCCAUGAUAAUGCUUUUUCCCUCCAAGAUUUUGAACAUGAGGCAGAUUCUGCUUUUUUCUGCCCAGUUGUUUAUACCAUGGAGACACUACUUAAUCCUUCUUUUGUAGAUGGUGAUAUGAAUCGGAUUAGUACAGUUUUUUCUGAUUUGCAUAAUAUAUUUAAGGCAAUCAAGAGGGCUGAAGAUGCACUUGAUGUUCAGAAAACUUCAAGGCUGCAUGCUUUAGCUAACUUGGGAUCCAAGUAUUUGCUUGAAAAGAAUAAUUGUGGAUUAUCGAUAUCACAUCAUCCAAGCAAUAUCUUACUGCCUUCAUCGCUAUUUAGAAAAAGUAAUGUUGACCGAGAACAGUCUUCUAGAAAUCAUAGCAAGGGUGCCCGGAAAAUGGUUGAGGAUCAUUCUGCUCAUGAUGGUCAGUUACACAAAAGAAGCAAAACAUUAAAUGUUCAUGAAGGAAGAUCACAUGAAACUCAAAAACAGAUCGUAUCUGGUGAAAAGGAGAAUCAGGACUUCACUUCUCCAGAAUCAAUCUCAUGUCAUGCAGAUAAAACUUUAUUAUUUCAGAUGGAGGAUUCUUCAUCUGACGACUAACUAGGAAAUGCAGCAGAGUAGGGCCUUCUAAUAUUAGAGUGGGAUAAUCGCAACACAAAGUCCAGGUUUAUAUUUUGAGGUAGGGGAAUCUCUCCCAAAGAAAAAUGCCACACAUUGGUGCUGUGGAGUUCCAUGAAUAGGUAACUUUAUGUUUAGAAAGAUGAUGUGUCAUGUUUGAUGUAUAGCUUAUACAUAAGAACGACUGUAUGUCCCCACUGUAUCAGGUGUUAACUUAUAGUUUUGUUACUUAUGUAUUGUAUUCAAAUGCUCAAGAAUGUCAUUUUCCUGA